This is a messenger RNA of Gasterosteus aculeatus aculeatus (three-spined stickleback), 9716 nucleotides long. The record is from RefSeq and is a predicted model, not a curated record. NCBI's taxonomy places the organism in Eukaryota, Metazoa, Chordata, Actinopteri, Perciformes, Gasterosteidae.
UCCUCCGCGUGCGCGUGUGCACAGCAUGCACCGGCGCGAGUUGCAGCCUGCUGACCUUAUCCCGCUGGAUGUAAUGUUCAUCAUAUCGCGAUAAUUUUCCUCACAGGGCUUUAAUCCGCCGGUUGCAAUGUUCGCGCAGAAUCUCUUCCAAAAUAAAAUGAAAAUGUCACCAUAGGUCGGUCGGCUGGUCGUCAGUGAGUCUGUUUUACGUUCUGUUUGUGACAUCACGUGAAGGCAGGUUUGUGUUGUAUUUAACGGAUUUGAUGGCCUAGCCGUCACUUUUUUUUUUUUUCUAAAACACAUCCUUCAACCAGCUGCCUGGAUAACUUUAGACAAGCUGGAGUGCUGUUGUGACAGAUUGUAGAAACAUGCUGUGCAUCAAAAAAUGUUAUUUUUUUAAAUAGGGUUUUCAAUGUAGGGUUGUACAAUAUAUCAUGAAAUCAAAAUCUACAGGGAGGAACGAUGCCAGCAUGAGUGGGCCUUACCGAGGCCCAGGCAGGGACACUCAUCAGUCCAGCUGCCCUUUGACCCCCGGCCGUGACCUCUCCGCCCACUCCGGCGCCCCCAGACACCAUGACCACAGGGUCGGGCUAACCAUGUCUGCCGCGUCCUCCUCCCUCAAGCAUGCGUCCGUCUAUGGGUUCACUCAGAGAGACCACUCGUCCUCCUCCUCUUCAUCCACCUACAGUCCUCUCAGGAGGCUGCAACAUCUCACCACCAUGGUGAGCCAGCCGGACCUGGUCCUGCCGGUGAGGGAGCCGGAGAGGAGCUGGGAGUGGGGGGGGAAUAAGAAGGACAGGGGGAAGGGGAUGGAGAGAGACUCCUGGGGGGACUGCACCGCCGGUGAUUAUUCCGGCACCCAGAACUCCAGCCGGGAGGAGAGCUUCGGUGGCUUUUCUGCCGGGCAAAAACGACCCGUGGUCCAGACCAGGAGUAGAGACGCGCCAGCGGGCAAUGGCGGCGACCCCGUCGAGUCGAAGGCGGAAGUUUGUUUCUCCGGCCCGCCCAGCCCGGCCUUCUCUCUCGACAGCAACAGCCCCUUCGCCAACGGCUUCCUGCACUUUGAAUCCUCUUUGUUCGAGGACGACAACGAGGAGCAGGGCACCGGGUCGCCUCUGGGGGAAGCAUUGCAGGACCAACUGGAGAAUGCGGGGAAUGCUCCUCCGUCCACUCCUGGACACUUCAACUCGGAGGCCAAGGACGCUAGCGCCUCGUCUGCCAAGGUGGUCACCCGGUCGCAGUCCUCGGGUCAGCGCAGGAGAUACUGGGAUGGCUCAGAUGACGAGUGGGAGAGCGGCACCGAGCUGUUGCUGCUCGGGGAUUUUCCUUUGAUGCAUUCAUUGCAGAACAGCCCCAAGAAAAAGUCUUUGCCGCCGUUGAAGUUUUUAGAGGGUGAAGUUAUUUGGGCAAAGUUCAACCGAAGACCAUGGUGGCCGUGUGAGGUGACCAUUGACCCAACGCAGGGUAUCUAUCACAAAGUGAAAGAGCCGAGUGACCGUCCCUGUCGGCUCUACCAUGUCAGGACCUUUGGGGAGCCCGUGGAGCUCACCUGGGUGGAGGACAAAGCCACUCACGGUUUCCACGGAGGCUUCGAAUUUGAACAGCUCCCCCUACUUCGCCGAAGGGGGAAGCAAAGGGAGCAGAACUACAAAUACACUAUUGCAAAACGAUUUCAAGACUCUUGGAAAUCCAGCGUGGCAGAAGCUGAAUUUGUUCUCCAACAGAGACCUAAAAUAGCUUCUUUCAUUCCUUCAUCUAUUGAUGAUGCCUUCCGUUCCACACCAAAAAGAAAGAAGAAAGUCCAUCCAACCUUUCCUCCUUCCACUUUACCCACCCUUCCUGAGGCAUUGCACAUUACCAAUGGAUCCAUUACAUCCCCAGUUACAACUUCAGCAAAAACAAGCACUUUAAGGAAAUCUACUGGAAAGAAGAAACCAAGUAAAUCGUCAAAGGACACGAGUAAACCUGCUAAAAAUAUGUUGCAUGAUACGCCGGACCAAUCAGAUAGAGACAAUGGAGAGUGUCCCUAUUCUGACCUCGACUCAGUCCCCAAGAUCUUGUGUCCAAACGCACUCGAACGUCAGUCAAAGUUGGCUCCUGCUCAGCCACUUGUCACAGUUGUCAAAGAGGUGAAGAAGCCGCCCGAGAUUCAAAGUGGUCUUUGGUUCAGCAAGUCUGGCAAAGACAGACGACCUAAAACCUCCAGUCCGGUGUCUGACCGCACUCUCUUUAGUAAAGUGCCCUGUAAGAAAAAGAACUUGGGUGUUCUGAGUAAAAGGUCACCAGUUCCUAGUGUGUCGUCCACGGGUGGUGGGCUCAGUGACUCGUCGGGGUGGUCAGACAAGCAUAAGACCCUGGUACCUGCUGAAAUAAAUCAGUCACCUGAACGGAUGGGACAUUUGAAGUGUAAAGACCCCCCAGUUGUCGAUGGGCCUUUUAGUACCACUGGCGGUCCUGCUGAUCAGUCAGGAAUGCCAGUCAAGCAGAGGUCGCUUUUCUCUUUUGAGACUGGUGUGACUGCUGAAAAGCGUCGGCAUUCGAAGGGAAGACCGACAAUGAGUGAUAUUGUUACUGGCUCAAAGUCCCACCAAUUGGGUCUCUCGGAUGUGAAAAAGGCCUUAGAGCCCAGACCAGUAAGUUUUAUAAAUCAAACCAAGUUGAGUGUAAAUACCGUCAGUCAAACUCAACCUUCUGACUUUGUGGCCAAUAGAGAGGUCCAUUUAAUUAACAAGAUUCUUGACAAAACAGGCAAAAAAGAAACCAACAAGAAUGCAGGAGCCACUUCGAAUGUUGAUACCACUGACCCAUUAGCAAGUCAGGAGAAACCAAAAAGUCUGGUUUCAAAGUGUAGGCUGCCCUUUGUCAAAUUGGUACGCAAGGACAUAAAGGGGAAGAAGUUCCUGAAAUCCAGUGUAACCGUUGAUCCCAAUAAUCGACCUAAAUGUAAAAAGAGUCGGAAAACCCCGGAUUCUGCUGUGACUAAACUGACGUCUAAACCUUCUGAUUGGGUUGACGGCAAAGCAAGUGUCUCCGUAGGUCAGGCCCUGGGUUCUGAAUCUGUGAAGGUCGCAGUGAAGAAGUUAAAAGCAAGCGGUGGGACUGGUGUUCUUCGCCUAUCGUCAGAAUCAUGUCCAGGUAAAACUAUGGUUGCCUCAGAUGUGGCAAGUGCGUCUGAUGAGUUAGGUGCCCCAGAAGCUGUAAAUGUUAGCGCAGGCAGUGUGACCAACUCAUCCUCUAACCAAUCAGAACAGUCGGAAUUUAAGAAGACUCCUGCAACCAAAGGAACCAGCAUCCCCUGUGAACAGUUGGGCGGCUCAAAGCAAAACAAUACAAGUCCAACUUCUCAGAAGCACGGCAAUCUAGUGUGCAAGAAAGCUUCUGCUCCCAGAGGCCCAUGCUCUGCUAAAUCCAAGAAAGUUGUCUACAAAUCAAAGCAGGUUCUUGAAGAAGUUGUACUUCAGGAGCAGCCCGCCCACCUCCCGGCCAGUAAUCGUUUGAUGACCAGAGCCCUGAAGGCCAUGCAAGAGGCGGAUCAGAAGAAGCGUGAAAAAGCCAGAAAGGUGGCUGCGCAGAAAAAACUCUUAAAUCCACACAGAAAGGAUGAGGACCUUGUGCGUAGUUCUGCGCAUAAUUCCAAACUGGACAUUUGCACUAAGGCGAAAUCUCUUAAAUCUCACAAUAAAAAGGAUCAGGACAUUUUAUCAAGCUGUAGCACCCCCCUUUCAACGUUUUCUGACCCGGUUGACUUCAAUUUUGGCGUAAAGAGUGAAGAUGAGGAUCUCUCAGUCUCCUCAACUCCACCAAUGGACUUUAUACCUCUGACUUCUAGGGUAAAGGCAAAGAAGGAAGAUCAUCCCUCUGGCAUACACGCCUCGUCCUCGCCUUCCUCACCAUUUUCUUUUAUGAAUGCCUUCAAAAACGGGGAAGAGGUAUCCUUCCAGUCGGUGACAAGUGAGGGCCAUGGGAAACCCAUCUCUUUCAAAACCGACACAAACUACAAAUUCAGCACUUUUCUUAUGAUGUUGAAGGACAUGCAUGACACGAGAGAGCGAGAGGGGACGCCCUUAGAGCUGGAAAUUGGGCCACCAAGUGCACAUGUUAAGGAGGAACCCUUAGUGAUGCCGGGUGAGGCAACACCCUCGGGCCAUGAUCGGCAAAUUGAACAUGUUAAUAAAAGUCUAUAUUUAAGUCCAGACCAAUUUGAGAUCAAACAUAAUGAGGAGAGCACAAGUCAGAUGUCCAAAAGGCCCUAUAAGAGAAGGAGCAGCUCCACCGGGGUGAAAAAGAAGUCCAACCACAAAGUGCCUUGUCGUCCUGCCAGGUCUGGCCCUGGUUUCCCUGGAGUGGAAUCCGUGCCAACAAUGGACUCUUCAUUGGGAGCUGAUUGCUCGUCAAGCGUCCAAUCCCUGUCGGGCCUGCAGACCAGCAGCUGGAAGAGGCAAGCCGUUGGUGGGGAAGGAAUGCUUGGGGAGGAGAUGGAGGAGGACAGGUGGGGCAAAGUAAAUGAGAAUCUUCAGAACAUUGUGCCUUUGGAGCAGACGGGGUGCGACUCUACACUGUGUCUGGAACAGCCAAAUGGCCUCGCUGCAGACGGCACUGAGACUAACACUAGCUUGAUGCGUAACACUGGAGAAGGCGAAAAGGCUCCAAAAGCACAUAAACGAAUCAGAAAACCAAGCAAGAGGCUGAUUGAAUUUACCGAAGAGUACGAUCAGAUCUUCUCCACCAGGAAGAAAACCAAAAAGCUUCCCCAGUUGAUUGGAAAGGACACUCCGCCCGUCGUGGCCACGUCCGAACCCCCGGGAUCGGACAACAGCGCUCAAGACCAGCCACCCGUCGACUUGCUCCCUGAAAUACAGACUCCGCCUCCUGAGGAAAUCGCCGCAACGGCGCCCUCUGAACUUCCGAUUCCCAGCACGGAAAACACAACCCCCCAAGAUGCACCGGUGCUUUCCGUAGACACACUAACCCCUCCUCCCGAAUCUGACCUUUCGCUGCCCCAAGUCCUCGUCAAAGACAACGUAAAUGCUCCCGUAUUGGAGAAGAAGCGAAAGAGGAAACCCACCCAGAAGAUCCUGGAGUAUUCUUUGGAGGCAGAGGCCUCAACGGGCCCCAAGAAGAAGGUGAAAACACUGAAGAACAACUCAAAUCCUAAUUCUCAAUCAGAUUCUGGACGGCCAUCUUUGACAUCAAAGCCUAAGCAGGUUCCGGCCUCCGGUUCCACGGCGACCCCAGCGGAGGCGUCCGCCUGCACGCCCUCGGACCCCCCCCCUAUCUCUCCCGCACCCACUUCCCCGGCCCCGCCCAAACUCGCCGACGGGGAGACGGCAUCGUCGGAAGACGUUGAUGCUCCUCAGGCGGAAGACAGAAGGGACGCGGCGGAGUCAGAGGGGGACCUGUCCAGCUUGGAUCAAAGCUUCUCCUCCACAAAGGACUACUUGUCGCUGUGCGACGAUCCACUUUUACCCUCCAGGAAGAUCAUUGGCGACAGAGGAGGUCCCGCCUCCAUGAAGGAGAACAUCUGUCAGGUGUGUGAGAAGACGGGGGAGCUGCUCCUCUGCGAGGGUCAGUGCUGUGGAGCCUUCCACCUGCACUGCAUCUCUCUGGCCGAGGCCCCGAAAGGGAAGUUUGUUUGCCCGGAGUGCAAAUCAGGCGUCCACACUUGCUUCGUAUGUAAAAAGCGCAGCGAGGACGUGCGCCGCUGCAUGAUUCCCGUGUGCGGGAAGUUUUACCACGGCGAGUGCAUCGCCAGCUUCGCCCCAACCGCGCCCGUGAGCCGAGGCUUCCGCUGCUCCAUCCACGUCUGUCUCACCUGCUUCAUCAGCAACCCCAACAGCUCGUCCGUCUCUAAAGGUCGUCUGGUGCGGUGUGUCCGCUGCCCGGUCGCCUAUCACGCUACGGACCUCUGCAUGGCGGCGGGCUGCGUCGUGCUGUCCAACAACAGCAUCGUCUGUCCCAACCACUUCGCCCCCCGCCGCGGCGUCAAGAACCACGAACACGUCAACGUCAGCUGGUGCUUCGUCUGCACCGAAGGGGGCAGCCUGCUGUGCUGCGAGUCCUGUCCGGCCGCGUUCCACCGCGAGUGUCUCAACAUCGAGAUGCCCAAAGGCAGCUGGUACUGCAACGACUGCAAGGCCGGGAAGAAACCCCGCUUCAAGGACAUCCUCUGGGUGAAGGUGGGCCGGUACAGAUGGUGGCCAGCCGAGGUCAGCCACCCCAAAACCAUCCCGGAGAACAUCCAGCGGAUGAAGCACGAUGUCGGGGAGUUUCCCGUCCACUUCUUCGGCUCCAACGAUUACCUCUGGACGUACCAGGCCAGGGUCUUCCCUUACAUGGACGUGGACGCCAACAGCAAAGAGAAGAUGGGGAAAGGCGUCGACGCCACCUACAAGAAAGCUUUGGAGGAGGCGGCUGUUCGCUUCCGCGAGCUGCAGGCGGAGAAGGAGCUCCGGCAGCUUCAGGAGGACCGGAAGAACGACAGGAAGCCUCCGCCGUACAAGCACAUUAAGGUGAAUCGACCCAUCGGGAAGGUGCAGAUCUUCACGGCCGACCUGUCGGAGAUCCCGCGGUGUAACUGCAAGGCGGCGGAUGAGAGUCCGUGUGGGAUGGACUCUGAGUGCAUCAACCGCAUGCUGCUGUACGAAUGUCACCCGCAGGUUUGCCCGGCGGGCGAGCGCUGCCUCAACCAGGCGUUCAGCAAGCGUCAGUACAGCCAGGUGGAGAUCUUCAGGACGCUGUCUCGAGGCUGGGGACUCCGCUGCGCCCACGACAUCAAGAAGGGUCAGUUCGUGAGUGAGUAUGUCGGCGAAGUGAUCGACGAGGAGGAGUGCAGGUCCAGGAUCAGACACGCCCAGGAGCACGACAUCUGUAACUUCUACAUGCUGACUCUGGACAAGGAUCGAAUCAUCGACGCCGGGCCGAAGGGCAACGAAGCUCGCUUCAUGAACCACUGCUGUCAGCCCAACUGCGAGACGCAGAAGUGGACGGUGAGCGGAGACACCCGGGUGGGACUGUUCGCCCUCGUCGACGUCGCAGCGGGCACGGAGCUCACGUUCAACUACAACCUGGAGUGUUUGGGCAACGGCAAGACGGUCUGUAAAUGCGGGGCGCCGAACUGCAGCGGCUUCCUCGGGGUCCGGCCGAAGAACAACCCGCCGCCUGACGACAAGGGCCGUAAGAUGAAGAGGAGGGGCCACGGCAAGAGGAAGAACAAGGCGGUGGUGACCAAAGAACGAGAGGACGAGUGUUUCAGCUGCGGAGACGGGGGACAGAUGGUCUCCUGUAAGAGACCCGGUUGUCCCAAAGUCUACCACGCCGACUGCCUCAACCUCACCAAGAGGCCCGCGGGUCGUUGGGAAUGUCCGUGGCACCAGUGCGACGUCUGCAACAAGGAGGCGGCGUCCUUCUGCGAGAUGUGCCCCAGCUCCUACUGCAACCAGCACCGCGAGGGCCUGCUCUUCAUCUCCAAGCUGGACGGCAAGCUGUGCUGCAGCGAGCACGACCCGUGCGGGCCCGACCCGCUGGAGCCGGGGGAGAUCCGGGAGUACGCGCCCGACCCCAGAGCGCUGACCUCGGGGCUGGGCAUGGCCGUCAUCCCCACUGCUGCUUGUAACGCCGCCGGUCUCAAAACCACCGCCAGGGAGGUCGGCGGCGUGCGCCCCUCCGGGUCGCUUCCUGCGCUUUCCCUCCCGGUGCCCAUCGCCAUUCCCGUCGCCACGCCGGCUUCCUCACCCCCCCUGUGCAGCUCGGACGCUCCCAGCAGCGCCCCGGCGUAUGACCUCCCGCACUACUCGCCCAUCUCCUCGUACGAGGAGGAGAGGGAUGUCUUGGAGGAGGAGGAGCUGCUGGAGGAAGUGGAGGAGUCGGAUGAGGAGGAAGAGGAGGAGGAGGAGGAAGAGGAGGAGGAGGAUGAAGAGGGCGAGUUGGAGAGGCAGACAUCAGUUUCUCGAGAAGAGGACGGAGAGGCGGUGAUGGAAUAUCUCGAGAUCAAAGAGGACGAUGAGGACGACGAUGAAGAGGACAAUGAGGAGGGCGAUGAAGAGGAUGGUGGGGAGGGCGAUGAAGAGGAUGGUGGGGAGGGCGAAGAGGAGGAGGAGGAGGAGGAAGACGACGAUGACGAAGAGGAGGAGGGCGACGACAAACAGGAGGAUGAGGAAGACGACGACGACGACGAUGAAGAAGAAGAAGAGGAGGAGGACGAGGAGGAGGAGGAGGAGUGACGCAGUGGAUUAUGACACAUAAUCACAGCGGGAAGAUGAACCAAUCACAAGUAGCUCAGUCCGUCACUGUUGGAGGAAUUUUAGGACAAAACUAAAUUGACGCAAUAAAUAAAGUGUUCAGAAAUCAAAUGAAUAAACGGCAAAAUACUGUACAGAACCGUAUUUAAACACAGACUUUUGGUAUUUAUUUAGUUUUGUCCUAACGGUCGGUCCCCGACACAGUGACUUUGCACACUAACGCUGACUGCACCUUCGUACGCGAGAUCUGACAAAGACGAUUCUCUGGAACUGCUACACGAUGUACAACUUGAACAUAAGUCUCACUCCAAUAUACUUGUUUUUCUCACAGACAUCACCUGCUGGUUUGUUUCUGGUAUUUGUUCUCCGUAGUAUUUCAGCAAAGAAAAGACUGCACUGUAACUGUAGCGGCGGGGUGACGGGAUCUCUCCCGUCUCCAUCCCACGGAAAAGAGCCGGGGAAAAAAAAAAAAAAAACAUGAUCCUCCAUCACGAACAUCAGCUUUUCAAACAUUAACACGGCAAAUGCGUUCCUCGCGGUUUAUCAGCACGAUUAAACUUGCAAGAGGCGCCUUUGCUUCCAUCUACUCCGUCUCCCGGUUCCUCUUGACCAUUUGAUGGUGCUGCAACAUCAGUUUCAUCGAUGAAGCGAUUCUCGACACGAGUUCACACGACAAGCGAUUUGAGCAUUUCAUGCCAAACUGAAAAAAAAAAUAAGCAUCUAAAACCGACCGGUUGGGCGUUUGCUACGCGGAGAAGGCGUUUCGCUUCGUGGUCAUUAUUUAUAGAGCGCUCCGCGAGGCACAGACGACGACGACGGCGGCGGGACGGACUCCCGCCGCGACGCUUACUCCCGUGUAUGUUCUCGCCAGGCGUGUUUUCUGCUCUGUCUUCAAGCUCGAUGUCGUCCGUGUGUUAUCUGCCGAUGCCUUAGCGUGUGUUUCUCUGAGAUAUUUUUAAGGAAUGGUUUGGCGCCUGUGAAAGCCAAGUGUCCCUCCUGAUGCCUUUUUACAGUGUUUCAUUCCAGUGUAAUUACGACCUGUUAGAUCUCAACCAUUGACCUGUUAAACACCUGCUAUAUAUAAAUAUAUAAGAAAAGACGUUAUGAAACAAGCUUUGUACCGGCCUCGUUCUUUUUGUAUUUAUUGGUCCAACAUGAAGCUACAAGAUGUGUAGAUAUUCACUAUUAUUAUUAUCACUAUAUUACUGUGAGCCAUCUUAUUGUUUUGAUGGCAUAAGGCUUUUUAAAUCCAACGGGGCUUUACGUUUGUUCAAUUAAAUGAGAUCACCAUUCAGUGUGCCAGGAAGUGGUUUAAAAUAUAUAAUGUUGGGAAGAAAAAAGUGUUUCUUUUUCAACCUCAAGCCCAUUUUCAGAACGCCAACUGUAAAUUAGCAUCACUGGAAAAGUUGUUGCUGAAUGUUAAUCAAACAAUCAUUAGUGUUUUAUCCAAAGGACAAGAUUAAAUAUCCUUUAAUCUAA